AUGGACGGAAAGCAUAUUCAUAUUAAAUGCCCACAAGCUAGUGGAUAUCACUUUGCCAUGGUAGAUGCUUCCUACACAUUUUUGUAUGUUGAUGUAGGGACUAAUGGGCGUGUUGGUGAUGCUGGAGUGUUUUCAAAAAGCAAACCACAGGAGUGUCUCAUUGACCGAUCUAUUCUCAACAUUCCUGAAGGCAGGAAGCUUGGGAACACAAACAUUACACCUCCAAUGGUUGUACUGGCAGAUCAUGCUUUUACUCUGAGCUACAACAUUAUGAAACCAUACCCCUUAAAAGGAAUCACAAAGGAAGAAAAGGUUUUCAAUUACAGACUGUCACAAGGAAGAAGAUUAGUGGAGAGCAGCUUUGACAUUCUUGCAAGUCGUUUCAGGAUUUUUCUUACUGCCAUUAAUCUGCCUGCAGAAAAUGUUAAAAUGUUACCACAAUUACACUGGCUGCCUGCACACUGCACAACUUGUUAA
Molecule: messenger RNA, 477 nt
Organism: Schistocerca nitens (vagrant locust)
Lineage: Eukaryota; Metazoa; Arthropoda; Insecta; Orthoptera; Acrididae
Exons: 1
Coding region: 1-477 (158 amino acids)
Source: RefSeq, a predicted model, not a curated record